Paramuricea clavata is the source of this 6896-nucleotide messenger RNA. NCBI's taxonomy places the organism in Eukaryota, Metazoa, Cnidaria, Anthozoa, Malacalcyonacea, Plexauridae. The record is from the annotation of a GenBank genome assembly.
AUGCCUCUUCAGCAAAAUGAAGCGAGCAAAUUAUUGUACAAGGUGAGGGUUUGAAUGCUUUUCAUUUACAAAAUUCUACCCAGGCCGCUCUACGGCUCUUCUGCUCAGGAGUUUUGCCGCUUGGAAAACGAAAGAAAUUAACAUUUUCAUUUGUGUUCAGUUGACUAUCACUAUUGCAGCCGUACACAGGACAAUAAUACAUUGCUUGACUUUCACUUACGUGGUUACGUACUACAUGAAUGCAAUAGUGGAAAAAUAUAUAACAUAGUCCAUUUGUAUUACUUUUUAUAUGUUUUUUUAGAAAACUAAAGCGUCAUUUCCUACCCAACCUCACCCAGAAAAAAUGCAUGAAAAAGGAAGUGCUUUACAAUGUGGUUUUAAAAAAUCAAACUUAUGUCAACUAUUGCAUCGUAAUCCAAAAUUGACGCAACAUGUUCGGCGCGCCUCCCUCUAAGACGUAAAUACUCAUCACAUAUAUUUUCCACAAGGCGAAAGAACGCUUAUUAUGGCAAUUUAUAGAAAUAAACAAGUCAUUUUUAUCAAUUUAUAGAAAAAACAAGUACAAUCGUACUAUAGUGGACCAGGAACUGCGUGACCCAGUUUUGAUCUUGUGGAAAUCGUUAAAUGUUCAAAACCUUCUAGAUUUUGACUUGAUAAACAAAUAACUAGACACUUGUAAAACUAAUAAUUCUGAAAAUUGCAUGGCAGCGUAGACUCAAUUUGCUAAAUGUUUUGCUUUAAUUUGGUCGUGGAAGAUAUGCUUUAUCCAGGCAAAAACAUAUGUCUAGUAUUUUGCCAAUGUCACGCGUGCAUGUGCCAUUAUAAAAUAUUGCAGCUGCAGUCGUGUACGUGCUGUGUAAACAGGAUUUAAGUUAAAAUAACAAAUUAUCUGAAUUGUUGCUAUAGGUUAAUGCAGUUUAUUUCACUUGGUAAUGGCUUCAUGCUUGUGCUAAAAACAAAUUGACGUGUCUUUGUUUUUAUGGUUCGCGAUUUUUCGGCUAUGCAUGACUAUGAAUAUUAUAUGAUAGCCACAGAUAGGGUAUAGUACUCCUCUACGCUUUGAGAAACGAGGCCAGUGUGUUAAAUUAGUCAACUUAAGUCUUAAUUUAAUUAGUCGUCCACAUUCUUGAGAAGCUUUAGAUCAUUGUGAUUGUGUUCACAACGAACAAUACAGAAGACAAUGUCUUUUUUAUCAUUUGCGUUUGCUGAUAUAUUUGCUGAAUAUUAAUGAUAUGUAUAUAUUAAUUGCUACGAAUACAGUAAAAAAUUGCUCAUAUUUCGCUUCUAAAGUCAAAAAUAAAAAAUUGAACACCGUCAAUCGAUGCAGAAUAUUGCUUAGAAUAAUUAUGUCAAGUUUCAUUCCGAUUGAGCAAGUAACGACAGAGCCUUAGGGUUUUUUCAAAGAGCGUCACCCCCUAACAACAACAACAAGAUUAGCAGCGAUUUGGGACCAGUUCCUGGUCCAAAAACAGUAUGUAAACUAUAGCUAUUUACAAAGGCAUUAUCUGGCCUUAUACAUUGUAUACUCUGUUCCCCUGCCAAUGACGUCAGUAAGGUAUUUCAGCAUAAAUUAGCAUAUCGGGAAUUUCUUCAAGAUGGCGGACAAUAUGCAUAAUUAUGCAUUGCUUUUUACUCCUAAUCGAAUAAUUUUCAUCCCAAAUAAAAUACAUAUCCUUAUUAAGAUAACCAACGUGAACAAAAAUAGCCAAUAAAAAAAAUCUGUUGCCUAUGUCCUUUAAGCAAUCAGAUAAAUCCCCGAGUAUCUGAUGAUCAAACAGGAUCUGUAAGUGUUAAACUGGCCGCAGAAGUUUCUGGCGACCACGAAGGUGAAGUCAUCAUUCCAUCAAAGCGACCUCGUGGUCCAGAUACAUUUGACGAAAACGCAGCAGAAAAUUAUGUUGAAACUGUUGUGAUUGAUGACAAAUUUACUUCCGCUAACUUCCGUUGGGAGGCUAGUGAGGAACUGAGUACAUUUCUCGGCACUACUAACAUGCGAAUAAUCAAAUUUGAUCAUAAGACCUUGAUGAAAUCAUACCCGCAACCAGAUGUCGACAAGGUUUACACGGCUGCCAUGGAUGACUUCUUGAAGCCAUUCAUUCAAGGCAUUAUGGCUCCUGAGAAACCCCACAAGGAUUUACAGGACAAUAUCCUGGAUAUGUUUGGCACACUUUCUACCAUAUACGAGAAUUUGUUGGCAAUGUUGGAUAGCGUUGGCAGUGAUGGGGUAAUUCAGAUGGAUAAGACAAGUGUCAAUGGUUUCUUAUCUUGUGUGAAGCAUGCUCUGCUUCUUGUGGGUGACCCAUCGGCUGGAAUUAGUGUUACCCGAAGAGAGUUAGUGUUGAAGAAGAUUAACCCUCUGAUGGCUUCUAUGGCCCAGGAGCAUUUUCCCGACGCAAAACGCCAGCUCUUUGGACAUGGCUUUGAGCAGAGGUUAAGACUGUGGAUACCAUGGCAAAGACUUCCAUUCCGGCUUGUAUUUUUUUCUUCCUGUUUGGAAAAGAAUAACACAAGACUUGUGGGUCUUGCAAGUAGUACAAGGGUAUCAACUAGAGUUGUUAUCAACUCCAGUUCAGCCGAGUUUGCAUCCUCCCAGAGUGUCUAAGUCAUCAGGCAGUUCUGAAUCAGGAAGUGCAGGCCUUGCCAGUGAGUGAUUAUAUAUGGACAAAUUUUCAUCCCAGUAAGUGAUAUCUUGGGAACUGGGCGAGCCCAUGCAAUUCAUUUAUUGUCCAUAUAAACAGACAGUAACUCUUGCUUACCAUGCUGUCUCACUAGCCCGGCUUCCAUAUAUAAACAGCCCCAAAGUAGAGAAUCUAACAAAUUUUCCUGGUACACUAUAUAAUUUCAUAAUAAUGUACAUAUUAACAAAUUAUGUAUAUAAUAGUUUGCACAUUGUUAUUAAAUCCUUGUAUGAGCAGUAAAUAUGUAACAACGAUUUGUUGAGGAAAGUACAUCUUGUAUUAUAUUUUAAGUCAAUUUUAAAAAGGAAAUAAACAGGUUUACAUACCUUUUUCGUUUAGCGUAUUCAAAGUAUGUGUAAAGUCUAUCUGGUGGCGCAAACUUUGCACAACUGUCACAUAUACACAAGAUGGGAAUGGUCUUCUCUUCUUACCCAGAAUCUGAAAUAUCCACCUUGAACAACGUUGGUAGGCCAUUAAACGAUACAGUUUAUGUAUCCUUGCCAAAUCGCUAUCGUCAACAGGCCAAUUUUCUUCCAGAUAGCGAAAAAUAUCCACCUUUAAGAUGUUCUCCAAUAGCAUAUUUUCACUGAACUCGGGUAGACAAGUUACGCAUGACUCACCGCUUCCUGCAACAUUUGUGACCAAAGCGUCGUACUCAUCGUACUCUAAAGUCUUUUCGUGGCAGCAAAAGCUUUCUAUUGUCUUUGUUUGCAAGGUACAAUGGCCACACUUGCAAAGUAGGAGAACUCCCUUCAAUUUCAACACUGAGACAAGUUGAAAAUAAUUUGAAGUUGAAGCACAGUAUUUUGAAUUAAAACUUGCUGGGUGUUUUGACAUUGGACGAAGUCCUCUUUACAAUUAAAUGUUUGAACAAGAGUUCAAAUUAAAUACUUUAGACUGAAAUGCAAAUCUGUACCUAUAUAUAGCUAUUGUUGUGUUCUGACAUGAAUAGUGAACUUUUAGGUAGUGAUUAUUGCUCUGGAAGCAAGCAAGCCUGACACGAGCGUGCGACGUAGCUGAUCUAAUUUGUGUAGAUGGGGAUUUUUAUUUCAAAAAAUUCUAGCGCAGUGCAUAUUGUGGUCUUACGCGAUUUCUGCGGUGUUUCCACGCUAAGGAACCUUGCGUUCAUAGAGAUUAAAACAUGCAAAGACAUACUAGACUUUCAUACAUUGAUUCCAACCCGAAAUCCCUGGGGACGAGGUUGUCAUUGAUUCAGUUCACUUUUCGGGUGUUUUUUUUCUCCCAAUUUUAUCCUUAAUUCGAGUUUGGACGUUUUAAUGUUCACAUGGAAGCACAAGUAUCGGAAGGCCUUCGGCAGUCCGGCUUCCAAAUUCUUCGUUCUUUUUGCGUCCAUUUGUGCGCCGUUAGCUCAAUGGAUGUUGGCCACUGUUUGGUUUCUUAGUGUAAUAAAUCUGUGUAUAUAAUGUGGUAAAUGUGUUGCACAAUUUGUUAAGUUCAUAAGUAUAUAUAUAUAUUGCAACAAUAUACUGUAGAAGUUAUAUAUCAUUAUCAGUCAAGGGCAAAUUUGUAACAAGCUUACGCAUUAAAUGUUGACAUGUUCUUCUUUCGAACGCAAUAAAUGCAAAUUAAGUUCCUGUAGGUCCAAAUUAGGUUAAAAUGAGAAAAGAAUGUUCUUGCCGUAGGCGUAUGAACGCUUGGUAUGUUCUUCCUUUAACGUCAUCAGUUACAUAUUUCUUCCUUUAAAAUGUAUUAUAUAUAUAACCAUGUAUGUAGAUUGUAGGUAGUUGUUAUAGUCAUUGUCGUAGUACGUAUCUGAAAUAAAGUUGUGUGAAAUUUACUGGUUGUCACGAUUGAAUGAAGAAUAGAAUACAGUCCCAAGUUAAGCGAGCGUGGAAGACCUAUAUACUAGCGGGGUUUCCACAACAUAGUGGUCCUUCGAGCCGGAUAGUGAACUAGAAGAGUACAACCAGGUAAAUAUGACGGAUUUAGCGAAGCAGAAAAAGAUACGUGGAGGACAUCGAGGCCACGCAAAAAAGCUGAUUGGAGAGAUCCAAGGAAUAUUGGAGAAUGAUGCGAACGAGAAUCGUUACGAGUUAGAGCAGUUGAAGGACGCCUUAAUCGCGAAAGUGGACGUUCUCAAGGCUCUCGAUGAUUCUGUGUUAAAAUUAAUGGAGGAUUCGAAGGAAAUUGAUGAAGGGGAGUUUGGGCAGGAACUGUCUGACGCGAGCGACUGCCAGUUAAAGUAUCGAAAGGUAGUUCAUCUUGCAGAAAUGAAGCUAAAUGAAGUGUCAUCGGGUAGCGUUACUAGCAUAGUUAAUAUAGCAGGAACGGUCAGUGACGUGGCCAGUACAAACGUUGCCAACGGUGGAAAUAUUGCGACGGAAUCCUCGUCAGUUAAGAACUUCGAAGAGACGAUGAUAUCGACAUCACCAACGCAGCCUGUACAACAAACGAGUGGGAGUGUACGUGUGAAACUGCCUAAACUCGAGGUAAAAAAGUUUAAGGGAAGCGUUUUCGAGUGGCAAGAGUUCUGGGAUGCAUUUGAGAGUUCAAUUCACACGAAUGUCGGGUUGUCAGACGUCGAUAAAUUCUCUUAUUUGAAAGGACUUGUUGAAGAGCCAGCGAAGUCAGCAAUCAGUGGAUUUUCUUUGACUGCCGCGAAUUAUGGAUCUGCUGUGGAGCUUUUAAAACGGAGAUUUGGGAAACCUGUCACAAUACAAAGAGCUCAUAUUAACGAGCUAUUAAAUCUACAGGGAGUGUACAAGGAGCGAGAGACGGGGAGGUUGAGAGCGUUAUAUGACAAAAUAGAAUGCCAUUAUAGAGGAUUAGUUGCGUUGAAAGUGGGCGAAGCUACGUAUUCGAGUAUUGUUGUGCCUUCUCUUCUCGAAAAGUUGCCAGAAAGCGUACGAUUGACCAUCACCAGGGGUGCGGAUUUUAAAAACUGGACAAUGACAGACUUGUUGGACCAAUUUCGCGUUGAAUUGGAGUUACGAGAAGAAGCUGUAGUCCUUGUCCCUAACGAUGGACGCCAGUCUGGGUAUGGGAAACGAGAAAGAAAUGUAUAUACGAACUCUGCUCUGUUUGCUGGCUGGGGAAAGGGAGUUUGUGCAUUUUGCCGAGGAAGUCACAACCAUGAAGCUUGCCAGAAGGUGAAGGACACCAGAGAACGUAAGAGUAUUUUACGAAAAUAUUCUAGAUGCUUUAAUUGUUUAGAUAAGGGUCACUUGGCCAGAAAUUGCAUGAAUAAAGUAGUUUGCAAUAGUUGUAAGGGACAACAUCACACAGCUUUGUGUGAGAAGAAAAACACUGAAAGGGACGACGAUAAGGAGGGUAAAAACGAGCAUGAGGGCCCCAAGGAUGUAGUAAACCCAAGUAAUAUGACAUUUGUAGGUACUAGUUGUAGGAUUGCGUUGCAAACGGCACAAGCGUUAGUUAAGGGCGAAAGGCAGCGCCGCGUAAGGGUGCUCUUCGAUUCAGGCAACCAUAAGUCAUAUGUUACCGCUAAAACUGCGAAUCUAGCGGGGUUAAAGGUUCUGCGCAAGGAAUUGUUAGGCUUAAGCACGUUCGGCCAGAAAGCCAAGGAGAUGGAAGUUAGGGAAGUUGUUCGCGUUGACGUAAACCCUCUAGGUAGUGGCAAGGUGCUCACUCUCGAGGCUUACGUGGUGCCGGUAAUUUCACGCGUAAGGAAUGAGCACAUUGAGGUUGUCAAGCACAAUUUUCCUCAUCUGAAGGACCUUUGGUUUUCAGGCGUUAACAAAAGCGCGCAUGAGUUAGAGAUAGAUUUUCUUAUAGGUUCGGAUAAUUUGUGGAAUUUCCAGCGCGGUCGUAUAGUAAGGGGGGAGCCCGAUGAACCCGUAGCGUUAGAGACCGAAUUAGGGUUUGUGUUGUCUGGACCGUUGAAGGGGAAAUGUGGGGAUGACAAUGAUGGGACAUUGGUGAGUUUUGUUGCUUCAACAAGCAUGGGUGGUAUAGCACAUGUUGGGAACGUUACUUUGGAUGAUGCGGUGCAUAGAUUGUGGGAUUUGGAUAGUUUGGGUAUUAAGGAGACGGACGAGGUUUACGAGGCGUUUGGGGAUAGCAUAAGAUUUGAUGGUGUGAGAUAUUCUGUUAAACUACCAUGGAAAGUAGGCCAUGCAACAUUACCAACUAACUAUGAACUCAGCUUAUCUAGAAUGAAAAGCCAAGUCAAGAGGUUAAGAAAGCAACCAGAUAUUUUGGUAGAGUAUGAUAACAUAAUUAAACAGCAAUUAGAUGCAG